AUGCGUCUCGCACUCAUUUUCACGCUGGCCCUCACCGGGUCCGCGGUGGCCCUGCCCCAGGCCAAAGCACCACCCAAAGCCAGUCCAGCGCCCAAGGCCACCACCCCAGCCAAGGCGGCCCCGGCUGCCCCGGCCGCAAAGCCCGAAGACCUCACCGCAGGCUGCGCGUCGGACCCUCUCAGCCCGGACACCUGGACCAAGCUCAAGAUCAACGACGUCCUGACCGCGGCGGCGGCCAAGGUCACGGGCACCAGCAACACGGUGCAGGAGCUGGCCGGUACCUUUGGCGCGCCCAACUUCUUCUGCGGCCUCGACAGCUUUUGCAACGCCGGACAGCCGUGCACGCCCGUAGAGCUGCCGGACUGGUAUAUCCUCGUGGCUGCGCAAAACUGGAACAGCUACAUGAACUCGCUCAACACGGCCAUCACGUUCGCCUCGAGCAUCUUGAGCUUGCAACUACCCGCCAUCUCCAAUGACUUCAUCACCCAGCCGCGCGACGACGUCACGCCGCUCAACAACAUCCUCACCAUGUUUGCCACCAUACUGGGCUCCAUCCCCGUCACGGGCGACAUCAAAACCGUCGUGACGGGCGGCACGCAGGCCGUGCGCUUCAUCGCCGGCAUGACCAAGCCGCCCGCGCAGCCCGACAAGUUCCUGAGCUGGAGCGGCAUCGCCAGCUCGCUCGGCGACGUGGUCAAGGCGUACCAGGCGUCGGUGUCCAAGGCGCUGACCGCGACGCUCAACGCGCCGCUCCUCGACAAGGACGCGGGGCUGGCCACGAUCCUGGCCGACGGCGAGUUCCUGGGGGCGCGCCAGAACGUGACGGAGCAGGACGUAUCGGGGCGCGUGCUGGACGCCCUGACCGUCUACGCGGUCGGGCUGGCGCUGACGUCGCAGCGCGUUUUCGUCUCGCGCACCAUCGGGCUGGACUCGUGCGACGAGGACGCCGCGGGCGCGUCCGUGUCGGCGUGCACGGGCCCCGACGACAACGGCUUCCUCACGCAGAACCUGAUCCUGCGCGCCGACGGCGACAAGGCCCUGCCGGCGACCGACGUCGUCGACAAGCUGGCCAACAAGUACGGCAUCGACAAGCAGCAGUUCCUGCUCGACGUGGCCAAGUGCUUUGACGACAACGGCAAGGUGCAGCUCCUCAACCCCUUUGUCGACACGGCCAUCCCCGUGGACAAGAAGACCCCCUGCCUGUUCAACCUGCCCGUGUGCGACAUGGGGCCGGGUGGUGGUCAGGGGAUCGUGGACUUUUGCCGGGGCAAGGGUUUGAACCUUUGA
This is a messenger RNA of Pyricularia oryzae 70-15, 1287 nucleotides long. RefSeq lists its product as uncharacterized. Lineage: Eukaryota; Fungi; Ascomycota; Sordariomycetes; Magnaporthales; Pyriculariaceae. The coding region runs from base 1 to 1287 and encodes 428 amino acids. The transcript has a single exon. The record is from RefSeq and is a predicted model, not a curated record.